Messenger RNA from Dermacentor andersoni, 399 nucleotides. NCBI's taxonomy places the organism in Eukaryota, Metazoa, Arthropoda, Arachnida, Ixodida, Ixodidae. The record is from RefSeq and is a predicted model, not a curated record.
CUGGGUUCCAGCUAUGAUAUCCAUUACGCCACCAGCCAUGACCACGGCCGAGAUGCUCAACUUUCAAGAGGAUCCGAAGGGCCUGCCAGCCGCAAUAGACAUUGUGAAAGUCAGCAAAGAUUACGAUGAGCUCAUCGCCAUCCAAGACGUGACGCUGAAGAUCUUCGAGAACCAGGUCACAGUGCUACUCGGACAUAACGGCGCCGGGAAGACGACGCUAUUGAACAUGGUCACUGGUGAGACCCCUCGAUGCGCGGUAUAAGGCUUCCGUUGUAGACGCACGUGUACUCGGAACGCUGAGCAUUAAACCACCGUUAUCAGCCUGAUAUUACACACGUGACCUUUUCACUGUUCGGGACAGUAUACUCGGCAUGACGUUACGUCUUUAGCUUAAUUUCU